AUGCUGCAGCGCAGUUAUGAUCUGUCGCCCUCGCCGGCACGUACUUCACCCACCAAUGGUGUCCAAAAUCUGGGAGCCGCCCAGCUGCCACCGGUUCAAGUCACUGACUUUAGUAUUAGUAAAAUCCUGGGAAAGGAGCGUAAACCUGCUCAGGAUACGGGCGCGAGUAUCCUGGACCUCUCCAAGAGUAGCAGCAACAGUACAAGUAGUAUUAGGAGUCCUCAACCGGUCGGAGGACUAGCAAUCCCUGCAUCUCCUUAUGGGGGCUACAACAUGUUGCCACCUGAUUUGGUGGCCAUGGCCAAUGCCACCAAAUUCUAUGCCCAAUUCUUCCCGCAUCUACUCCCCGCUUAUGCGGCUGCUGCAGCAGCUGCUGGCCUGAGUACUCCACCCACAUCGCCAUACCAACAACAUCAUCAGCCGCAGCAGCAGCCUUUGCCAAAUCAGCAAAAACGCUUCUUUGCUCCUUAUGUGAUCAAUGGACAGAUUCCACAGCAUCAACAACAGCAGCAGCAGACUCUCAUUCGGCCAAAAAGCACAGCCUGCACUCGACCAGAUUGCCUGGAGUGCCUGGAUUAUUACCAAAGAUUGCAGGCUGGUGGUUACAAGCAGGCCACUCCCCUUAUUUCACCUGCCGCCUCCUCAGUAAGCAGUUCCAGUGGUUCGGUGCGUCCUGUUAGAGAUCUGAUCAUGACAGCCGCAGGAGGAGCCGCAGGAGGAGCCGCCGGCACUAACAUCUCACUGACCACCGUUACCAAUCUGAGUCUGAACUCGGUCCAAACAUCAGCCGUCGGAUUGAUGCCCAAAAUGGCAGGAGGAUUGGUAACCACAGCCGUCGGCAGUAAUAGCGGAGCAAUUGGUGGCGUCGGUGGAUACAAUGCUACAUCAGCCGAGGAGAUCAGCUACAAAUGCAGGAUUUGUGAGAAGGUCUUUGGAUGUUCGGAAACUCUUCAGGCUCAUGAAAAGACUCACAAAUCCCCGCGAUACGAGUGUGCUGAUUGCGGAAAGGGUUUCUCCCAGCUCCGGAACUACAAGUAUCACCUCUCCGUUCAUCGGGGAACCAAGGAGUUUGCCGCUGAGUGUCCCGAAUGUGGUAAGACAUUCAACGACAAGGGAUAUCUCAGUAGCCAUCUAAAGAUUCACCGAAACCGGAAGGAAUACGAGUGUCCAUACUGCCCCAAGUCAUUUAACCAAAGGGUGGCCUUUAAUAUGCAUGUCCGGAUUCACACUGGAGUAAAACCUCACAAAUGCAACGAGUGCGGCAAGAGAUUUUCUAGGAAAAUGCUACUGAAACAGCACAUGAGAACCCACAGUGGGGAAAAACCUUAUCAGUGCUCUGUGUGUGGAAAAUCCUUUGCCGAUCGCAGCAACAUGACCCUGCAUCACCGUCUGCACUCUGGAAUCAAACCCUUUAGUUGCCCCCUGUGUCCCAAGGCCUUCACCAAGAAGCAUCACCUUAAGACCCACCUUAACUACCAUACUGGAUGCAAACCCUAUGUCUGUCCACAUCCCAAUUGCAACCAAGCAUUCACCCAGUCAAGCAACAUGCGGACUCAUGCCAAAAAGUGCCAGUACCGCCCACUAGAUGGAGUCACCUCCUCUGCAGUCUCAGUGCCGGGUAAAGGUCCUCAACAGGUACCACCAUCCUCGUUGGCUUUGGCCAUGGCUCCAACAUUUGUGAUGCCACCACCACCUGGUCCUUUAGCUCCUGGACCACCACCGCCGACUCAACAAACUCUGCUUAGCAAUCUCAGGACAUUCUAAAUCAAU
Messenger RNA from Drosophila eugracilis, 1770 nucleotides. Its product is annotated as zinc finger protein 316. Lineage: Eukaryota; Metazoa; Arthropoda; Insecta; Diptera; Drosophilidae. The transcript is spliced from 2 exons. The coding region runs from base 1 to 1764 and encodes 587 amino acids. The record is from RefSeq and is a predicted model, not a curated record.